Acipenser ruthenus (sterlet) is the source of this 1330-nucleotide messenger RNA. RefSeq names its product ankyrin repeat domain-containing protein 49-like. NCBI's taxonomy places the organism in Eukaryota, Metazoa, Chordata, Actinopteri, Acipenseriformes, Acipenseridae. The record is from RefSeq and is a predicted model, not a curated record. The transcript has 3 exons. Gene Ontology annotation, molecular function: protein binding. The coding region runs from base 86 to 892 and encodes 268 amino acids.
AAGAACAACCUAUUUGAAAAACGACAAUUCCCACAAACGUGUUCAGUUGCGUAGAGCGGGUUGAUGCAACGAGAAAACAAAAUUAAUGGAAGCUGGUAGAGAUAGAAGAAGUCAGACUGAAAUGGCUGAACCAAAGGCCCAAUGCAACAGCGAAAGGAAAGUGGCGGCUUUGCCGCCAACAUGCCUAGCAAGUGCAGACGGGAAGGGGGCCAGGCUGGGGGACUUCCCAGAGGAUUUUAAUCAGCUGGAGCUGCUGGACACACACAGACACCUGAUCCCCAUCGGGACCCACAGCCUGUGGCCAGAGGAAGAGAACGAGGAGGAGGAAGAGGAGGAUGGAGAGCGGAGCGAGGAGUGGUAUCAACAGCAGGAGAAGAAACGGGAGAACUGCCCGGAGGAGUUAGUGCUCUGGUCUGCAGAGAUGAACCGCGUUUCAACUGUUCGAAGGCUUCUGUCUACCAGUGCUGAGCUGGUAAACACUAGAGAUGAUGACAAAUACACCCCACUUCACCGUGCAGCCUAUAAUGGGCAUUUGGAGGUAGUAAAGGAGCUCAUAGCAUAUAAAGCUGAUAUUCACGCCAGGACUGUUGACGGGUGGACUCCGCUGCACAGCGCCUGCAAGUGGAAUAAUGCAAAGGUCGCCUCCUACCUCCUUCAGCAAGGAGCAGACAUCAAUGCACAGACUAACGGCCGGCUCACCCCAUUACACCUUGCCUCCAGCAAUAAAGACGCCAAAGAGACACUGGAGUUGCUGCUGAUGAAUCGAUACAUUAAACCACACCUCAAGAGCAGCAGUGACGAGACUGCAUUGGACAUUGCAAGAAGGACUAGUGCACACUACUACCUGUUUGAAAUUGUGGAGCCCUGUACAAAUUCUGUCCCUGAAUCCUGAAUCAAGGGGAUCUAUUUUAAUUUAUAGAAAUGUUAUGUAUUUGGUGUGAAUGUCAGUAAACAUAUAGAUUAAAGCAGGGCAUGGCUGUCAAUAACCAAUAACGCUUUGGGACCUAUUUUGAUGCAAUAUAGGAUAAAGGCGUCUGCCAAAUAAGUGUAAAUGCAGUGACAUUGUGUACUAGCAAAAUUCCAACUGCAGUUACACCAAUUUGCCAUUAGAUGUCACUGUAUGCAAUGCAAAAAAAAAGUAAUUUAAAACAAUAUAAAGUAAUUCUGUACUGGAAAAGGUGACCUUGUUUCUCAAUAAUAAUAAAAUGUAAAAUGUCUGCCCCUUGUAAAACAUCAGUGAAAUGUGUUUUCAACAGGUUUUAUUGACAAUUCCACCCCACAGAGGCAGUUCUGUAGAACAUUCUGACCCCUUAAAAUAAAAGGUUUGAAA